GUCGUAGGACUUCCGAAAUUCUACAAAGGCAGUGUUUAGACACCUAGGAUGACGCAAUCUCCGCGCGAGGUGGGCGGGGUCCCGCGAGGGUACUUAUUCUGAAGAGUUUCUCACCGGGGCGGAAGUCGUCAAUAAAGCAGCGGCGGCCGUAGAUGCUUGGUCUUCCGAUAAGACAGAGGACCAAUGAAGAAAUUUGAUCUUCCCAAAGUCACAGAAUAUUGGUGAAUCAGGUCAAGAGCACAGGAUUGUAACUGCAAAGACCAGGGAGGGAUUUUUAUAUAUUCUCAUAGGAAAGAGUUUGAAGAUCUUUACAACUCUUGCUGGAAAAUGCCCAAAGUCAAAAGAAGCCGGAAAGCUCCUCCAGAUGGUUGGGAAUUGAUCGAACCAACACUGGAUGAACUAGAUCAAAAGAUGAGAGAAGAGCUCUAUGAAUACUGCAUUAAAGAAGGCUAUGCAGACAAAAACCUAAUUGCCAAGUGGAAAAAGCAGGGCUACGAGAAUUUGUGCUGCCUACGCUGCAUUCAGACCAGGGACACCAACUUUGGGACGAACUGCAUUUGCCGGGUUCCGAAAAGCAAGCUGGAAGUGGUAAUGCCUGAUGGCUGGACGGGGAAUUAUUUUCUGUUUAAAGCUCAUCUUAGUUGACCAUAAUGGGUAUUUUGGGAAGGAAUUUUGACAUUGGAAAUCUGUCUGCCAUCCCUCCCAAGAGUGAGUCCUUCCGAUUAGAAUUUUUCCUAGUGAGAUCUAAGACUGAUCUCAACACUACCUGUGGUCAAUAACUGGACCAAGCCUCUUUUCUUAAGCAGUAGCUCUGAGGUAAUGGAAGGGCUACAUUGGCGUGGCUACUAGGCAACCUAUCCCUUUCUCUCUGGCCUCAUGGUGACAGUCUCUGUGUAUCUUCUGUCAGAACUUUGUCCAAAGCAAGGGGUGGUGACUCAUGCCAUAAUCCCAGCACUUGGGAGGUUGAGACCAGCCUGGACUAGCGCAGAGAUCGUGUUUCAAAAUAAUAAUUAUGAUGAUGAUGAUUUCAAAGCUAGGCACCUGGCAGUGGUGCUGGGGUAUAGU
This is a messenger RNA of Alexandromys fortis (reed vole), 1065 nucleotides long. Its product is annotated as protein BUD31 homolog. Gene Ontology annotation, biological process: mRNA splicing, via spliceosome. Lineage: Eukaryota; Metazoa; Chordata; Mammalia; Rodentia; Cricetidae. The transcript is spliced from 4 exons. The record is from RefSeq and is a predicted model, not a curated record. Bases 328 to 645 code for a protein of 105 amino acids. Gene Ontology annotation, cellular component: spliceosomal complex; nucleus.